GGCCUGGCUUCCCUGACCGACGAGGCACGCGACCGGAGAUGUACGUCUAACAUGCAGCCGUGUUCGCUUGACUUUCGCGGUUAACACCUGCCCCAUGCCGCAAGAGUAUACGUGCAAGCAUUGGGACAGGACAUGGAAAUCACAGGUUCGAGGGGCUUCGGGGUUGGGAUACAUAUGCGGGGGGAAACGCCAGGGUUCGUGCCCAUGCACACGGCAGGGCCUGGGCUGUUUGGCCACUCCAAGAGAUACUCAAUGUGCUAGGGUUCCUCCGCUCCUUUGCCGCGAUAGUUUCUUUCAGCAACUCGGCAUUACUCAAGCGCCAGUGGUGCCGCCCCCUAGCCCAGCACCCAACUCCCAACGCAGGAAGCUGUUGCGAGCACUGCGCAGCUAUGCCCUUCGACCUGCUUUCAGGCAAGUUCGUGCCGGAGAAGUCGAACAUCUGGCGCGACUGUGUGGACGGCCAGUACGACUGGGUGCGCGAGCACGUGCUGGAGGGCGCGCCGCUCAACGAGGCAGACCACUGCGGAGACCCGCCGCUGCUGCUGGCGGCAGGGAACGGCCACAAGUCGUGCGUCGCGCUGCUGCUGGAUGAGGGCGCGCACAUCGAGCAGCGCAACGUGAUGAAGGAGACGCCGCUCAUUCGCGCCGCCCACAACGGCCACCUGCACACGGUGCGCUACCUGCUGGAGAGGGGCGCGGACGUGAACGCCAUCGACCUGGGUGACAACACCGCGUUGCACUGGGCGGCCAUGCGCGGGCACGUGGAGGUGGUGCGCUGCCUGCUGGGCGCGGGGGCGGACCGCGCCGCAGCCAACGCGCAGGGCCGCACGCCCCUGGACCUGGCGCAGCCGCAGUGGUCGCUGGCAUACAAGUUCGUGCGCGCCGAGCUGGCGGCAUGAGGGCCGAGGAUGUAGUGGGGAUGACGGGGGUGUGCCGUCAGUUGGCUGCAAAGAAACGUUGCGGUCGUGCAGGUUGAAGCGGCGACACGCAGGGGUCGGUGAUCAGACGUUACGUAGGGAUGGGUGUGCCGUGGUGCUGCGGGCUGCCCUCACCAGCUGCAUAGCUCGGAUGGCGUCCUAUUGUAAGUCCGCAUCAGU
Chlamydomonas reinhardtii is the source of this 1097-nucleotide messenger RNA. RefSeq lists its product as uncharacterized. The coding region runs from base 390 to 899 and encodes 169 amino acids. NCBI's taxonomy places the organism in Eukaryota, Viridiplantae, Chlorophyta, Chlorophyceae, Chlamydomonadales, Chlamydomonadaceae. Gene Ontology annotation, molecular function: protein binding. The record is from RefSeq and is a predicted model, not a curated record. The transcript is spliced from 6 exons.